Cyprinodon variegatus (sheepshead minnow) is the source of this 792-nucleotide messenger RNA. Its product is annotated as Fc receptor-like protein 5. Gene Ontology annotation, biological process: cell surface receptor signaling pathway. The record is from RefSeq and is a predicted model, not a curated record. Gene Ontology annotation, molecular function: transmembrane signaling receptor activity. The transcript has 5 exons. The coding region runs from base 1 to 792 and encodes 263 amino acids. Lineage: Eukaryota; Metazoa; Chordata; Actinopteri; Cyprinodontiformes; Cyprinodontidae.
AUGAGGAUCAGCACCUCCAAAUCCGAGGCCAUGGUUUUCCACCAAAGAAAGCUGGACUCCCCUCUUCAGGUCUGUGGAGAGUCCUUGUCUCAAGUGGAGGAUUGGAAGGAGGCCUCAUGGAAGGCCCAGGACUAUGUCUCUGAGCUGGCCUGGUGUCACCUUGGGGUCACCCCAGAGCAGCUGGAGGAAGUGUGUGUUGAUCUGGAAGUCUGCACAUCUCUGCUUAAGGCCCAUUCAUACCUCACAAUAAACCAAGUCCUCCCAGCUGCUCUGACUGUGAGUCCCAGCAGAUCUCAGUUCUUUAAAGGAGACUCUGUGUCUCUGAGCUGUGAGGAGAACAACAGCUCUGCUGGAUGGACUGUAUGGAGGAACACAACCAGAGGAACCAGGACUCAGUGUGAAGAUGGAUGGUGGAGAAAAGAAGGUUCUACCUGCAAAACCAGCAGCAUUAGAGAACAUGACAGUGGAGUUUACUGGUGUUGGUCGUCCAGAGAGGGAGCAGCCAGCAGCAGCAUCCAGCUCACUGUCACUGGUGGAUCAGUGAUCCUGCAGAGUCCUGUCCUCCCUGUGAUGGAGGGAGAUGACGUCACUCUGAGCUGUCUAACAAAGACCACUCCCUCCAACCUCCCAGCUGCUUUCUAUAAAGAUGGCUCCCUCAUCAGGACUGAGCCCAAAGGUCACAUGACCCUCCACCAUGUGACCAGCUCUGAUGAAGGCCUCUACAGGUGUAACAUCAGUGGUCAUGGAGAGUCUCCAUCCAGCAGGAUCUCUGUUGAAGGUCAGGAUCAAUGA